CGUGCCGGUUGCGAGGGCCGGCGCGGGUGGUGGCGGUGCGCAGGGCUGCGUGGGUGGCGUGACGCUGACGGAGUCGGUGACGGUUGGCGGUGGGCGGGCGACGGCGUGCUUCGACUCGGUGGUGUUCAGUGGGCCGAUCACUGUGGCGGUGGACCUCUUCUGGAUGGACGCGUUCGCUGACGCGCUGAACGUGACGCUGCGCCACUGCGUGCUUGCGGGCGGUGCGCAGCUGCGGAUUGGUGGCCUCAGCGAGAGCACGGCGCGCCUGAUGCCCCACGCCCUUGUCAACAUGACGAAUGUGACGUCGCUGGAGGGCACGAUCGUGCUGCAUGGCGCGAUGCCGCUGCACUCUAGUGUGCUGAUGGCGAACUCAACGCUGCGUGCGACGGUUGGCGGGUCGCAGUACGUGCCGACGACCCCUGGCCACGAGGAAUCCUGGUACGGCCCCGCACUAGUUCUGGACGGCGUCCGGCUUCUGUCGACGCGGUUUGUCAUGACGCGGUCGACGCUGGUGUGUGGCGGGAGCUCGUGCGCUGCGAUCCUUGUGGAGCGCGGCCUUUGCGCCAACCUGUCCAGCGUAUUCUACAUGGACAACUGCGUUGUCAGGUCGCGGGUGCACGUGAUGUACGCUCUUGCGUCGGACCUGCGUGUCAGCAGCGGCUCCGUGUUUUCCGUACAGAACAGCUCUUGGAGUGCGUCGAGCAUCGAAUACGACGACGGCGCGUGUAUGUUUAGGGACGUUGCGGUGGAUGGCGGCAGCGUGCUGCAGAUUGUGUCCAGCACUUUCCGUCUUGGCUUCGCCAUGCUCAUUGCAAACAGGCUGACUGUGACUGACGGUAGUUGGCUGGUGCACCGCGACAACGAGUUCCGCACCGCCUACGUUGUGUACGUGGAAAGUGAGAACGGCGUAGCGUUCCGCGAUCGGAGUGUUUGGUCGAUACUUGACAACAACUUCACGUACGGCUCGUACUCGUCAACCAUUGUAAGUAUGACAAACGAUUGGUCACCACCGUCCGACUUGCGCCCGAUCAUCUACGGCAUGUGCAACGAGCUAAGAGGCUCACUUGUGACGAAUUACAAAGAAGAGCUUAAUAUUGGGACGCCCGUGACGGUGCUGGACUGUGGUGCGUGCACCGUGGACGCCGUGUGCUUCGCAGCGAGGACGAGCAGCAUCAGCGGCUGUGUGUGUGUGUGCGCAGCUAGCGGCUACGGUGGCACGUGUCUGCCGGCUGCGGUUCCGGACGGCCUUGGGCCGCUCCCGCUCCCCGAUGCGGACGACGCGGAGGUUCGCUGCGUGCACGGUGGCAGCAUCAGCUCCGUGGACGAUCCUGAUCCCGGUGUGCGUGGUCUGUGCUUUGUCAACGUGACCUUCAUCGCUGAUAUCGAGUUGGACCUGUGGACCUUCAACGCGCCACAACAGACACUCAACAUCACGCUGCUGCAGUGCGUCCUCGUGGGCCUGUCGAUCAAGGGGAGUGGUGCGCGCGUGCACGUGAACGUGACUUCUUUGAUUCUGGAUCCCGGUGCUUUGGAGUUUGAGGGUGAUUUUGGUGCGAGCUCCCAGAUACUGGUAGCAGGCAGUACGCUCUUGUCGACGGUGAGCCGUGCCAUUGCCUUUUCGGAUUUUUCUUUUGAUGCGAACUCGACCCUGCUGCUGCUUGACAACCACAUUGAGGGGAAUAGUUACGCAGUCUAUUUCUCCAUUGGUGUUGUUGAUGGUGGCGGGAUCAUUGUGAAGGGAAGUACGCUGAGCACAACGGAGGAGGACGACGGGAUGGAAUCAUGUGUUUGCGUUUACGCUGUUGAUGUGAAGAACGGCGGCUACCUUGGCGUGGAGAACAACACGAUGAGCGCAGUCAGCGGCAUUUAUAUUUAUGAGGAUACCACCGUGAGCUCCGCGGGGCUGUUGAGGGUGGCGGAUUGCACCCUUGUUGGCAGCGCGGAGUUUUUGGAUUCCGCGCUGUUGUAUUUGGCCGGCUCUGUGGCUCUCCAGGGUGGUGCGCAGUGGCGUGUGGAGGGCAACAACGUGGAUGCAGCCUCAGUAUUAAGUAUAGGACAUGCCCAGCACAACAUUCAGCUGUCGGGCGACGGCACUACCGUGGUGCUUGCACACAACCGUCAGGUGGACGAUAGUUAUCCUUUUGCUGAUCUGGAUCAGUCGAACCUGAUUGUGGUUUCACCCGCGAAGCUUGUGGUUGGGUGCAACCUGCAGGGCGAUGAGGAGGUGUUGUACGACGGUUUGUUUCCGGAGGGCGUGGAGGUGUUCGGGUGUGGCACAUGCAACGAUGACGCGGCGUGCUACAUGCCCGGGACGGAGUCGGUGGACCGCGGCUCGUGUUCGUGCAGCUGCAAGGACGGAUGGCAUGGCGCGUCGUGUCUUCCAUUCGAGGUGCCCGACACUUUUUUGCCACCCUUGCCGGAGAGAGCCGUUGACGGCGACACGAGCUGCGUGGUGAACCAGACGAUGAGGGAAAUCACGCUGAACAUGUGGAAGACGCACCACUGCUACGUGGGUGUGACAUUCAGCGGCGUGGGUGCUGUGCUGACAUUUUCCUUCGACAGUAUGCCGCUGCAUCUCCCCAUCAACAUCACGCUCAAUGGGUGCACAUUCCGUGAGGGUGCCGCGCUGCAGUUUUUUGGGGAUGCUGAGGCGGCCGAGUCAGCCGGCGUCCUGAUCCGCGUGAGCCAGACGGUGAUGCGGUCCUCCACCGUUGCUUUUAUACGUGCCCUCCCGCAACACUGCGACAUCGCCGUCACGGAGGUUGACGCGGUGCAGUCCUCCGCGGUUCAUUUGCCGGGCACAGUGAACAACAAGCUGAGCGUUGUGAUGCUGCACGAAGUUGAGUUGACUGCGUCGACGCUGUUGGUCAGCAACGCCAAUGCGCAUGCAUUGAGGUGUGGCGGGUUUGGUUUUUACUCGAUUGGGACGCUGACGCUGGUGCGUGGCAGCUCUCUUUACACGCGUUACUGCAGCUUCGAUGGCUACACAUACCUGUUCCGCGUGAAUACCCUCAGUGUCCGCGAUCACUCUGUUUUUGCGCUGCUCAACAACACAAUGGCCUCCGGGACAAGCCUUUUGUAUCAGCACUCCCGAUUCAGCGUGUUGGAUCACAGCGUGUUGCGCGUGGUGGGGAACAGCGGCACCGUGUCCAACGCCAUUGUUGCAGACGAAUUGUGGACCGUCCAGCAGUCAAGCUGGUUGGAUUGGCGCGACAACGACGUGGGAGUGGGUGCGUUUUUCGACGACACUGGGUCCGCUUUUGUGAGCAUUGACAGCAGCGGUGUGGUGACGCUGACGGGCUGCAAGAUGGGCUCGACGGGGUUGUCGGUCUCCCUGCUAUCGCGGGUUGACGCCGGCUACCGGUUCGUUGCUGGGUGUCUGACGGUCGCGGGACGGGAAGUGACGACGGCAGCUGAACUGGAGUUGCACGGCAUCACCAACGUGACGGCGGUUGCCGUGUGCGGGGAGUGCACGAAGGACGGCGACUGCUUUGCACCGCUGACGACGGCGGUCAGCGACUGCGAGUGCCAGUGCGCUGCUGGAGGGCACGGCGAUGUGUGCGUCCCGGCGCCUGUGCCUGCUGGCCCGCCGCCACCGCCGCCGCCACUGCCACCAACACCGCCUCCGCCAGUGCCGCUGGUUGGUGAGUGCAUCAGCGACAUGGAGUACCCCGCGAUUGCGCAUGCAGUGGGUGGCGGGCUGUCGUGGCUGUGCUACCGCAACGUGACGUUCAGCGGGGGCGGCAUGAGCCUGACGGUGCUGAUUGGGGCGAUGACGGGCGACGUGGUGAAUGUCACGUUAGAUGAAUGCACGUGGAGGGACGGUGCCGUGCUGGUGCUUUUGGGCAACGCUUACGCCGCUGUGGGGUUGCUGAACAUCGUCGUCACCGGCAACACUUUCCGUGACGCGCUGCUCAGACCGGAGGGUGUGUUUCCACCGCACACGAACAUCACGAUCAGCGGGAACCGCUUCACGGUCACGAGGCUGAUCCCUCGGUCGGGUUUGGGCCUUAGGAAGCCGUCGUGUGUUGCAAUGAAUGAGCUGGCGAUCACCAACGACUCCGCGGUGGUGCUGAGUGGCAAUGUGUUUCAGACCGUGAGGGCAUCUUCAAGCGCCAUUUACGUUGUCGGAUCUGCGCUGAGGGUGUCGUGGCACUCCGUGUUUGCGGUGUUGGGCAACGUGUUUCAUAUGGACGGCAGUAACGGUACGCUGAUACAUCUUGAGGGUUUUGCCCAAUCCUCAUCGCUGAAGGUGCUGAACAACUCUGCCGUGGUGAUUCGAGGCAACGUUGUUUCGAGGCCGGUGAAGUACUUUUUAUUACUAA
Trypanosoma cruzi is the source of this 4325-nucleotide messenger RNA. Its product is annotated as dispersed gene family protein 1 (DGF-1), putative. The transcript has a single exon. NCBI's taxonomy places the organism in Eukaryota, Euglenozoa, Kinetoplastea, Trypanosomatida, Trypanosomatidae. The annotation marks the transcript as partial. The record is from RefSeq and is a predicted model, not a curated record.